Molecule: messenger RNA, 1455 nt
Organism: Dictyostelium discoideum AX4
Lineage: Eukaryota; Evosea; Eumycetozoa; Dictyosteliales; Dictyosteliaceae
Exons: 4
Coding region: 1-1455 (484 amino acids)
Biological process (GO): proteolysis
Molecular function (GO): metalloendopeptidase activity; endopeptidase activity
Source: RefSeq, a predicted model, not a curated record
AUGAAUUGGAAAUAUAUUUGUUUAAUAAAUGUUUUUAUAAAUUAUAUUAUUCUAUUAUAUUUAAAUUUUCGACAAAUAAAAACAAUUAAAAAUAGUAAAAUACCUAAAGAAUUUAAAAAUCUUUCAAUAAUAAAUAAAUCUGAAUUUUUAAAUUUAAAACAAUUAAAAUAUAAUUUAAAAUUUUAUUUUAUAAAAAAAAAAAAAAAAAAAAAAAAAAGAAUAUUUAAAUUUAUAUCAACAUUAUAUAGUUUUAUUAGUUUAUUAGUAUUUAUUCUUUAUUUAUACCCUUUACUUUGGAAUUUUUCAAAUAAUUUAUCAUCUAUUGAUAAUAACCCUUUAAAAGAUGAAAUAGUUGCAACAAUAGUUUUUUUUUCAAUUAAAUCAUUUUUAUCAUUAAUUUUAAAUUUCCCAAUUUCAUAUUAUCAAACAUUUGUUUUAACAGAUGAAUUUAAUUCAAGGAAUAUUAAAUUAUUUCUACAAGAUAAAGCUUUAAAUGUUAUUUUCUUAGUUAUAAUUUAUAUACCAUUAGUAACAUUAUCAAUAACAGUUAUUAGAACUAUUGAUUUUAGGUAUUGUUGGGUUUAUAUUUUAUAUCCAUCUUUAAUUAAACCAAAUUUUUUACCAAAUGAAUUAAUACCAAUGCCAGAUGGAAUUUUAAGAAAAUCAAUUCUAGAAUUAUGUAAAAAUUGGUAUAAAAAAUCAAAUUCACCUUCAAAAAUUAAAAAUAAUAAUAAUAAUAAAAAUAAUAAUAAUAAUAAUAAUAAUAAUAAUAAUAAUUUUAAUUUUAAUGGUAAUGAUAAUGAUAAUGAUACAGGUGAAGGAUGUGAUAAAAUUAAUAAUGAAGAAAAUCAAAUUAAAAUAUUAAUAUUAAUGGAUUAUAAAAAUUUUGAAAUUAAUAAUAAUCAAGAUGAUAAUCAACAACAACAUUUGAAUACAUAUUGUUCAUUAUUAAAUAAGCAUAUUGUUAUUAAUGAAAAUUUAAUAAAACGAUAUGAUAAAGAAGAGAUAUUAUCAAUGGUUGCUCAUGAAAUCGGUCAUUAUAAACAACUCGAUCAAUUGACUAAUUUAGUUAUACCAACUUUUAAUACUGCCUUGUUUUUAUACUUGUUGAAUCAUUUCAUUCAAAAUGAUAUGGCAUUUGUCGAUUUCGGGUUAUCUACAGUAUCGUUGUAUAUGGGUUUACUAUUAUUUAGUUUUAUUUAUUUACCAAUGGAUACGAUUUUCAAAUCAUUGCAAAAUCAUUUCAUUAGACAACAAGAAUAUCAAGCUGAUUUAUUCUCUCAAAAUAUAAUGGGUUGUAAUCAAUUCGCUUCACUUUUAAAAAUUAUUACAAAAGAAAAUAAUCCAAUUUCAAUUGAUGAUUAUUGGUAUUCUUUAUUUUUUAAUCCAUAUCCAACUUUUUAUCAAAGAUUUAAAUAUUUAGAAAAUAGUUUAAAAAAUAAAAAAAUUAAUUAA